Saccostrea cuccullata (small rock oyster) is the source of this 1388-nucleotide messenger RNA. RefSeq lists its product as uncharacterized. The record is from RefSeq and is a predicted model, not a curated record. The annotation marks the transcript as partial. The transcript is spliced from 3 exons. Lineage: Eukaryota; Metazoa; Mollusca; Bivalvia; Ostreida; Ostreidae.
AGGCGGAGUACACUUUCCAGCUCCGUAAAGAGUACAUUCCCCUGAUGGUCCAGAAGAGGUAUCGGCCGGACGGCUGGCUCGGAAUGAUUCUCGGAGCCAAGCUGUAUUUUGACUUCAGUGGAAAAUAUCCAUUUGAGAAGCCCUGGAAUGGAUUGAUGAAGGAACUGAAGAGCAUUGGGCGACUCUCAGUACUGGAAAAUCCCACAACAGAUAAGACAGAUGCCCCUGUUUCGUCUUCCUCUUCGUUACAAGGCAGUCAGCCGAUCAGACAGAGUUCCACAGCGUCCAAGGUUUAUCAGAUGAACACUGAGGACGUCUCUAACUGGCUCUGCUCUCUCAAACUAGAUGGUUGUGUACCCUCCUUUGCACAGUUUGAUGGUAAACUCCUGGCACAGCUAAAGUCCAUGAAAAGCGAGGCAGCAGAAUUCUAUUAUCAUUGUCUGGAGAAAAACAUGAACAUGAACUUAGUAGAGAUACUAACAUUUACAGAGGGUCUGGAGAAAUUGUGAAAUAAAAAUCAAAGUACUGUAUGUACUGUGAUGUUCCAAGGUGGAGAGCAGAGGAAAAUCAAAGUACUUUAAUGAUCUGAUGCAGUGCAGAAAUAUAAUCAAAAGUACUCUAAAGAUCUGAUCCAGUGCAGAAAAAUAAUCAAAGUACUGUAAUGAUCUGAAGUAUAUGGAGAAAUAAUCAGAGUUCUGUCAUGAUUUAAGGCAGAUGUUCCUUUCAGUGUGUGCUCUCAAAAAUACCUCAUUGGAAAAUACUUAAUAUCAGUAUUCUACAGUUUUUUUUUUUUCAAAUGUUUUAAAUUAUAUAUUUGUAAGUGUGAAACUUUGCACAGACAGUGAAAAAAGUGGCUAUUCAAAUUGGCUAGUUCUUUUUAAUUGUAAGAAAAAGAAGAGUAUAGUACUCAAAUGUUCAUAAGAUUUAAAAAAAAAAAAAACAAGCAAUUUAAUACAAAUGAAGAUAUGAAUUUCAGUUUGCUUUGGAAGUGUAUGAAUGAAGAAGGCUUGACUGUCUGAGUAUAUAUACUCAGAAUUUUCCUUAUAAAUUUCAACAGGGUCUUAAAAUCAGGGUCUUGAAAUGUUGAUACAAUAAUUUUAUUCACUUUUAUGUACAAUUUCUUUUUUAAGUUUUUGUUUUAUGUUUUCUUUUAAAUAUUUAUCAAGGCAUGCAACAAGCACUACAUGUUAAUUGUUGUAAAAUCUGGUUACAUUGGUCACUGCACAAACUACAUCAAGAUUGUACUGUAUAUAUUGUAUAGAACCGUGUGUUGUACAGAACAUUUACAUUGUAUAUUGGAACACAAAUAUUGUACAGACCACACAAUGUACAGACACAUAUGUUGUACAGAUCUGAGGUCAUACAUUUAUUGGUAUAUUUUUAGAAGA